Messenger RNA from Prorocentrum cordatum, 1371 nucleotides. NCBI's taxonomy places the organism in Eukaryota, Dinophyceae, Prorocentrales, Prorocentraceae. The record is from the annotation of a GenBank genome assembly.
AUGCCGUGCAUCGUCUCGAUGGUGCCCGUCGUGCCGCUCGCGCUCGGCCUUCCUCCCACGGCAACGCUGGACCCGCUCCUGAGCUUCCUCGCCGUGCUCGCCGUGCUGGCCGUACUCGUGGCUCUGGCGGGGACGUCCCACCUUCUCCUGGCUAUGCCCUACGAGGUGUGGGAUGAUGCCAAGCGGGCACAAGUGGCUGCAGACCUGGAGAUGGCCGCUACCUUCCCGUCGCAGGAGAUGCGCCCCGACCCGAACGCCACCCCGCAGGGCCCCGCUGCUGGGCUCUUCGACCCAUGGGCCGCGGCGGCGGGGACUGGCGCUCUCUCGCGGGCUCAGGCUGCUGCUGGUGGUGCUGUUGACUGUGGUGAUGAGGAGGAGCAAGCCGCCUUCACUCGGGCCUUUUACCAUGCCGACAUCUCCGCGAGAUUCCUGCAGCUGCGCAAUGAGUUCGACAACAUCGUUACCACGGCCAUCACCAACUCCGUCCAGCAGUCGAACGCUCCUAUCGUGGCCACGCUCGCCACAUUGCAGAAGCAGCUCUCCUCGCAGCACACCUCCAUUGACCAGCAGGUCAUGGCAUCGGUGCGCCCACAGUUCGAUACUAUGCAGCGCCAGUUUCAAGAGCAGCAUGAUGCCCUCUGCCGUCGCGUCGACUACACCGAGCGGGACAUCGAGGCCCACGCCGCUCAGCUGGCUGAGCUGCAGAAGCAGGUCGAGGAGCUUCGCCGCCAGAAUGAGCUGGACCGACAGCUUCCCUCGCGGCCUCCUGCCCCGCCUGGCUUCGACCGCGAGAUCGAUCCGACGCAGGUCAUUGUGGUCUCGUCCAAGCUCGUCGGUCUGGCUGGCGUCCGUGAGGUGGUCAACUCCUUCAUGGGCGAGCUCAACUUCUCUGAGGACGACUCGUACACGAUCAAGGCCCUCACGCCGCUCCCCUCUAAAAAGUUUGCCGUCUGCUUCUCUGGGCCGAUCGGACUUGCCUCCCGCCGUGUGCAAAAGGCCCUUGCUAACCUCAAGACGGACGGCGCCUGGCGGGUCUUCCAGUGCCCGGCUCAAGGUGCUGACCCAGCCCGUCUUCACUUCGGUCCUGACAAGUCGCCGAAACAAGUUCGUGGCGAGAUGCUCCUCCGCAAGGUCCGCUCUUCCCUCAUGGAGCUUGACAGUCAGAGGAGGUGGUAUGUCGAUCGGGAGCGGAGCGUUCUCAAGUCUGACUACACCGACAUCCUUCGUCUUGUCCCACGGCCAGGUGACGAACCACCUGAGCUCUCUUGGAACGACGUGGGGAUCCGCGCCCUCGGCCUUGACCGUCGGGACCUUCAGGGAGCCAUUCGAAACAUCACCGCUGCGCCGACGGCCACCCAGUGGUGUCUUUAA